UGAGCGCUUUGCACCGUCACCAACACCCAUGGCUCUCCCCUCUCAGCUCUUUAGAACCCUCGACUCACUCAAGGAUCAAGCUAAAGAUGCUAUAUGGGCUCUGUCCUCUUGUCUCUGUCAACAAUCCGCCAAAAUUAAAAUAAAUGGGAGAACAUUUAAUAUCGUAAAGGUUCUCGGUGAAGGUGGAUUCUCAUUUGUUUAUCUCGCUCAGGAUGAACACAGUGGUCGGCAAUUCGCGCUCAAGAAAAUUCGGUGCCCAACCGGCUCAGAUGGAGUCAAGGAAGCAAUGCGAGAAGUUGAAGCGUACCGAAGAUUCAAACACCCCAACAUCAUCCGAAUUUUGGACUCUGCAGUUGUGCAAGAUCCAGACGGCGACGGCAAAAUAGUCUAUCUGUUCUUACCUCUCUACAAAAGGGGUAACUUGCAAGACGCUAUAAAUGCACAUGCAGUGAACGGAACCCAUUUCCCAGAGCAAGAAAUGGUUAGACUAUUUAAAGGAACUUGUGAAGCCAUACGCGCCAUGCACACAUACCGAGCACCGGCUGGUCCAUCUCAAUCCCGCGUCGACCACAGCAGCAAUCCCACCUCGGGAUCUUCAAACUCACGGAGACAAGAUUCAAGACAUUCCGAGGAUGACAAUGAUGAGCGGUUUCCGCAGCCUGAGGGUGAUGGCGAGGGGGGCUAUUCCUAUGGUGGUGGUGGUGGUGAUGGUUCUAGUGUCCCCCUUGUAACGAGGCAUCAAGAAGAUGAACUUGUCUUCGAUGGUGAUGAAGACUUACCGGAGCACAGAAAUAGGAAUACAGACUCUAAUACCUCCGAAAUUGUUCCCUACGCUCAUCGGGAUAUCAAACCUGGGAAUGUGAUGAUAGCGGACGAUGGGGCUACACCGAUAUUAAUGGAUUUCGGUAGCACAAUGAAGGCCAGGAUACCUAUCGAAAAUCGGCCACAAGCAUUACUUCAACAGGACAUCGCUGCCGAGCAAAGUACGAUGGCGUAUCGCGCUCCUGAACUUUUCGACGUCAAGACAGGUAUAAUGCUUGACGAGAAAGUGGAUAUAUGGUCUUUGGGUUGCACUUUAUUCGCCCUUGCAUACUCCCACUCCCCCUUUGAGAACACUCAAACGACAGAACAGGGUGGUUCAAUUGCUAUGGCAGUGAUGAAUGCCCAGUACAAGCAUCCCAGUUCGGCCUAUACACAAGGGCUAAAGGAUCUCAUCGACAGUAUGCUUAAAGUCAAUCCUCAAGAACGGCCUGAUAUUCACAAGGUCAUUGAAAUGACCGACCGUGUUUUGCAAAGUCUAGCAUGAGCGGUGGGGACUGAGUAUGUAGUAAUUUAUAUCGGACCACAUGCUGAGUAUCAUCACUAUUUACACUGCGACUACAGAGUGAUUACGGCCAAGGC
Molecule: messenger RNA, 1401 nt
Organism: Marasmius oreades (fairy-ring Marasmius)
Lineage: Eukaryota; Fungi; Basidiomycota; Agaricomycetes; Agaricales; Marasmiaceae
Exons: 11
Coding region: 29-1306 (425 amino acids)
Biological process (GO): vacuolar protein processing; protein phosphorylation; regulation of vacuole fusion, non-autophagic
Cellular component (GO): Golgi apparatus; cytoplasm
Molecular function (GO): ATP binding; protein serine/threonine kinase activity
Source: RefSeq, a predicted model, not a curated record